AUGACCGAGUUUUUGAAUUACACGGUUGACUUGUAUCUUAAGGACGGAUCCGUAUCGUCGGGACAGAUUGUUUCUGUUGAUGGUACUAAGAUUCAGCUCUCUGAUGUAAGUGAGUCGAAAGCCCCAGGUCAAAAGCUUCCUACCCUUGAAAUUCUUAACUCGUCUGUCAAUGAUUUGAAGGUGACUAAACUUCCUCCUGAUUUCGUUAAAAAUCUCAAGAAAAGCAAAGCAAAGAAAGAAAAGGUGACCAAGAAGGAAAAGAAGGAUGAAAGUGAUGUCAGUGGCAAGAACAGCGAUAGUGAAAUCAAGAUGACUGAGGACUUUGACUUUGCCGCCAACUUGGCAAUGUUUGACAAAAAGUCUGUUUUCGAGAACUUUCAGAAGAAGGACACCAUCAAGCCCGAACAGAGAUUGGUUGGCCACAAUAAGGUGGAAAACUUCCGGAAGGAUUAUGAAAAAUUCAGAAACGAUGAAAUGGUGUUAGACUCCACCAGAACCGACGACUGGGACAGUAUUGGAAUUUCUGACCGCAAGGAAACUCUUCGUAAUGCCUCUGUCACCGGUCGGUUGACUCCAGUGCACGAUGUCACCGGUGGCUCGCUGAACAAGAACUAUACCUUGACCAACGUCAGCACUGGCAAUUCUGUGCCUGUGUGCUCACCUAUCCAACUUUUGGAUAUAGAAAGGAUUUCAGGAGAGGCGUUUGCACUUACGCCCGAGGUGAUGGCCGAAAUAUUCUCCACAAACCUAUCCCAAUAUAUCACACAACACAUUUUGGGGGGCUCCGGCAGAUUGAACCCUAAUAACCAUAAUCUACCACCAUUAGUGGUUCUAUUAAUCGGCAGUGAGAGGUGUUCGAUUCGGGCAUUAGCAGUGGGACGUCAUCUCACCAACCAUGGCGUGCGAGUUCUUGCAUUUUUGGUCAAUCAUGAGAUGGUUGAUGCCAGCUAUUUGAAACAAAAACUGCUGUUUGAGCAGGCUGGAGGAAAGAUCUUGUCUACAAGCGUGCCUGAGUUAUUACACGUGUUAAACCACCAAUUAGACACUCCAGUAGAGUUGAUUAUCGACGCUUUACAAGGAUAUGAUGACCAUUUGGAGGACAUCUUCUUUGAACAGAAAGAACAGCAAUUGAUCAAACAGUUAAUCACAUGGUGUAACGAACCUCGUCAACGCGGUAAAGUGAUGUCGUUUGACAUUCCUUCGGGUAUCGAUGGUGGAUCAGGAACCAUUACCGAUGCUGAUUUGGUGAUAUCAAGUCACUGGUGUGUUUCGAUGGGAUUGCCUGUUGCUGGUAUUCUCCACGCUUAUAGAAAUGAGAUUUUAAGAGUCGAUGCUGAACUGGAGACGCUCCAUCUUUUGGUCGAUAUAGGCAUACCCAAUAAGGUUUACCUGCGCAAACCCAAUCUACGUCGGUUUGAUCGUGUUUGGUACGGGGCCGAAAGUGUGGUCAAAUUGCAGCCAGUUGAAAAAUUAGAAUAA
Molecule: messenger RNA, 1479 nt
Organism: Yamadazyma tenuis ATCC 10573
Lineage: Eukaryota; Fungi; Ascomycota; Pichiomycetes; Serinales; Debaryomycetaceae
Gene: EDC3
Product: Edc3p
Biological process (GO): P-body assembly; deadenylation-independent decapping of nuclear-transcribed mRNA
Cellular component (GO): P-body
Molecular function (GO): mRNA binding
Source: RefSeq, a predicted model, not a curated record